AUGGAAUCCAACAACGAUAGACAAAACUUUCAGAUCAAUUACACCGAAGUGGAAAAAGAGUCGGACAGCAACGACGGCAGCAGUAGUACUGUAACUAUUCCUUUAGGAGUAGAAGAAGGACACGGAAGCGAAUAUAAUAGCGGCACUGAGAACGAAUUAGGUUAUUCUGCAUCUGAAGAAGAAUGCGUAAGUAAUGACGAAUAUAUGUUCCAGUACAGCCCAAUAUCCGAGGAGGAUCAGCAAGAGGAGGUGGACAUCAACCCUGAAGACGUAUCGGAAGAAAACCUACAAGAUCCUGUGCACUCAGAACCUACCAGAUCGUGUAACAACUGCAAAAUGAGGACGGUACCAAUUUUAUCGUAUGGAAGAGCAGGAAAAAUAAGAAUGGAGAACUUAGCACAAGCCCAACUAAAAAAUGGAAAUUGGAACUACGAAAUGAUUUACGCACCUCGGGAAUCCAUUCGAGAAUUCCUUUCUCUGAAAAAAGAAGAAGAAAAGAGGGGAGGAGAAAAACUGAAAGAAACACUAAAUACCUUCUCUGUAAACGGGCAAACUUUGUUGCAUGGGACGGUAACGGAAGAACGUUUCGAUAUAACGGAUCUACUGCUAGAAUUUGGAGCAGACCCGGAUAUCAUGGAGGAUGGACAAACGGUAGCACAUCGGGCUGCAGCAACAAACAAUACACACCUACUACGUGUUUUAAGUUAUCACCAUUGCAAAUUACGCGCCUGGAACUCCCUAGGAGAAACACCGCUUAUGGUUGCAAUUGCACUUAAUCAACGAGAAAGCAUAAGCUUUCUUUGGGAAACUUCAAUCAUCAGCAAAUCAGGACGAGGAGCGGAAACUGUGCUACACUAUGCAGCUCAGUUUAAUAAUAGGAAUGUCGCCUUAGGAGCCUGUGACUCGAGACGAGGAGUCGACGUAAAUCAGAGAUCCCUGCCGAGAUUUGAGUCCGCUCUAAUGGUUGCAGUUCGUUAUGGAAACCCCGACAUCGUCAAUGUGCUUCUGAAAAAUGGUGCCACAGACAACAAUCCAGACAAAGAUGGAAAUUAUGCACAGGAUUACAUAAAAAACAAACAAAUACGACGAAUAUUCAGAAUUUGGAAAAUGCCAGUGAAAACGAGAAAGCAAAACGUACCUGCAAUACAUAACGAAGAAAACCAGAGAAAAAGGAAGCGCACAAAAUUUGAGUUAUCAACCACGGAAUCAGAAGAAGACUAG
Molecule: messenger RNA, 1221 nt
Organism: Daphnia magna
Lineage: Eukaryota; Metazoa; Arthropoda; Branchiopoda; Diplostraca; Daphniidae
Product: serine/threonine-protein phosphatase 6 regulatory ankyrin repeat subunit B
Exons: 1
Coding region: 1-1221 (406 amino acids)
Molecular function (GO): protein binding
Source: RefSeq, a predicted model, not a curated record